Sebastes umbrosus (honeycomb rockfish) is the source of this 1538-nucleotide messenger RNA. It is a transcript of the gene eva1ab, whose product is annotated as eva-1 homolog A (C. elegans). The transcript is spliced from 4 exons. Bases 182 to 748 code for a protein of 188 amino acids. The record is from RefSeq and is a predicted model, not a curated record. Lineage: Eukaryota; Metazoa; Chordata; Actinopteri; Perciformes; Sebastidae.
CAGAGCAGAGAGGAGGAGGAAGGAGAGGAGGAGGAAGAGGAGACGAGAGUGGAGGUGAGGAGAGGAGAGGAUGGGAGAGGAGUAAACACACCACAGAUGGGAUCUUGGCAUUAAUGACAUGGGAGUCAUGAAGGAUGACCUCCACUGACCUCUGCAGGAGAAUACGAUAAGCUGUGAUAUCAUGAGCGCUACGACGUCAGCAACGCCAAAUAUGGAGGUGGUCUCCCAGGAGAUGGCAUUGCUUAGCAACAUACUGGCAGCUUACACCUUCAUUGCAGACCAACCCGAGAGGGCAGCCUUGGUGUUUCUGGGCGGUGUCUCUGUCGGCCUUCUUGUCACACUCUGCGCCAUCGUCUUCCAGAUUCACUGUCGAGCAGACUGUCACUAUGGCAACAAUAAGCACCCUCACCAUCGCCACAGGAACAGGCAUCAUCACCGUCGCCAUCACAACUGUCCCCUCCAUCAACCCAUUGACAGUAAUCCAGACAGCACUGCUGUGGUUGCCUCCGGAGGGACCGGGCCUGCUGGGGACAGUGAAUCAGAGGACUGGGAUGACACGUCUGACCUGUCGUCACGGAGGCGAAGACGCUUCGAGAGAGCUCUGCUGCACGCCAGCAUGUUCACAUCAGCUGAGGAGCUGGAUCGGGCCCAGAGGCUAGAAGAGCGAGAACGGAUCCUCCGAGAGAUCUGGAUGAAUGGACAACCAGACAUCAGUACAGUCACUCAGAGCCUCAACAGAUAUUACUGACGCAUAAUCUAACAGGCAGAUAGUCAGAAGGACAUGAAGAUAGACAGGCGAGCACAUGGAUGAAAGGUGAAUAAAACAGAUAAAUAAAUAAAAACACUGGAUGAAAUUAACUUAAACCAUCAGAUGGGGAGUGCUGUCUGCUCUGCACCAAAGAGACUCUUUACAGAUCAAACUAUUAGUGACAGUACCGCCGGGAGCAGUCGCCUCCACUCUGUAAACAACAAGGAAACAUAUGAGUUGUGAUGGCUCAGUCCUCCAAUACAAGAUGACACUGAAGUGUCUGGAAGAAGAAUGACAUUGUGCUCCGAAAAGUCGACAAGUAGAGACACAAUGGACCUACAGACUCUGUACAGAGCACACACUGCGAUAUGUAACUGCUGUUAGUGAAAACCGUACAAGGGAUUUUAUAACUUUUCAAAUGUUUAACAGGUGCUUUUGAGAAACAUGGACAGAAAAGGAACAGGAGGCGAUGUGGAGGCUGAAAUGCUGCUGCAGCUGUUCUUAAGUGUAUGGAUUCAAAUAUUAUUGUGUUGCACUUUUCUCAGCUCCUAAUUGGAACCUAAAUUAAAGACAAUAGAAGAUACAGAAGAAUGAAAUGGGGAUAGACAUUAUCUGCCAAGAUACAUUUACACAUACUGGUGCUUUUAAUCCCCACAUAAAAAGAAUACUUAAAGGAAGUAUGGCUGUGGUGGUUGAUAAAAUAUGUAAGGUAUAACCUGACAAGUGUGUUAAUUGGUUGCAUUUGUAGGCUGGAGGCUUAUCAGCUACAGGUGUUGUUGCACAUGAGACA